AUGCCUCAGAAUGCUGGGCGCAUUCUUCUUCUGUGCGGCCUUGCGGGUUCCGGCAAGACCAGCACGGCCAAGACACUGAAGAAGGACCAUGGAUGGAUCUUCUUUGAGGGUGACGUCUGGUCUUGGGGCGAUGCCGUCGCACAGGCAGAGGAUACCCCAACCCAUGAGAUGAUCACGAAAGCCAUGGAAAAUGUCGAGAAAAUGAAGGCCGUCAUGGCAAUGGGUGCAGAGUUCUAUGCUAAGGUGAACACUGGUGAGGAGGGGAACUAUGAAGUUGCAAAUACUUUUUAUGACAUGAUGAUGGCUGACGUGCUCAAGGUGCACCAGGAGAAUCCCGGAAAGGAUGUUGUGGUGGUACAUGCCAUCAACCACAAGAAGAUCCGAGAUCACAUCUUCAAGUGCCUUGAGAAGAACGGUAGCAAUGAGGUCUUUAUAAUCUGCCUUGAUGUGCCUCACCCAGUCCUCAAGCAGAGGAACCUUAGUCGCCUUGAAGCUCGCGCCAGGGCCGAUGGUAAGACCUUGCAUGAGUUCAUCAUGAACUUUCCUGGUAAGAACCUUCCUGCUGAGUACGAGGCUCGUUUCGAACAGCUUACCAGCCCGGGUGCCCUGCAGCUGGAGCCUUUAGGCGAGGAUGAAAGGAAUGUCCACUUCGUAUCUGUUGCUGCUGAUGAGGAACCAUCUGCUGUGGACAAGAAGGUCCUUGACGUACUGCGUAUAGGAGCCUGA
Symbiodinium pilosum is the source of this 726-nucleotide messenger RNA. The record is from the annotation of a GenBank genome assembly. Lineage: Eukaryota; Dinophyceae; Suessiales; Symbiodiniaceae.